GACCACCAAAACGGCCUCACGACAAAUCGCCCUUCGCCCAACGCUCCGACACACCCUCUCGUCCACUUACCCGAUCGAUCGCAACCCGCUUCCGAAAACCUCACAUUUGCGACGAUGGAUUCCUCUAAGACUCCCGUUAAGCUGGUCAAGGUGACCCGUGUCCUCGGCCGCACCGGCUCGCGCGGUGGUGUCACCCAGGUUCGCGUCGAGUUCAUGGACGACCAGACCCGUUCCAUCAUCCGUAACGUCAAGGGCCCUGUCCGUGAGGAUGACAUUCUCUGCCUCCUCGAGUCCGAGCGUGAGGCCAGGCGUCUUCGGUAAAUCGUUGGCGGCAUUGGGGAAGAGUGGACAAGACUUGGGCUUUGGUUUUUGCGGGUAGAACAUUGGGCGAUUGCCCCGGGGCGGCACGGUGUCAGGGAGCACAUAUGCCAGGCUGUCUAGGUAGUCAGCCGUCGGCUCAUCCUCGACGCACGAGUCACCAAACGAAUCAUACCAUUCUCGACCACACCAUUUC
Molecule: messenger RNA, 514 nt
Organism: Verticillium alfalfae VaMs.102
Lineage: Eukaryota; Fungi; Ascomycota; Sordariomycetes; Glomerellales; Plectosphaerellaceae
Product: 40S ribosomal protein S28
Exons: 3
Coding region: 115-321 (68 amino acids)
Biological process (GO): ribosomal small subunit assembly; translation; maturation of SSU-rRNA
Cellular component (GO): ribosome; cytosolic small ribosomal subunit
Molecular function (GO): structural constituent of ribosome
Source: RefSeq, a predicted model, not a curated record